This is a messenger RNA of Tarenaya hassleriana, 3065 nucleotides long. Its product is annotated as receptor-like protein kinase FERONIA. NCBI's taxonomy places the organism in Eukaryota, Viridiplantae, Streptophyta, Magnoliopsida, Brassicales, Cleomaceae. Gene Ontology annotation, molecular function: protein kinase activity; ATP binding. Bases 164 to 2842 code for a protein of 892 amino acids. Gene Ontology annotation, biological process: protein phosphorylation. The record is from RefSeq and is a predicted model, not a curated record. The transcript is spliced from 2 exons.
CCCUCAUUUAAAUAUUUCUUAAAGCACUCCUCUCUCUCUCUCCCCUGCAAAAAUCUCAAUCAUCGGCCUUCGUUCCAUCUCUUCGUCCCUAGGGUUCUCCUUUGAUCAUCGAGUGUCCGGAGUCAACGAUCUGGGUGUUGCAAUACUCUUUGUGGGUUGAUCAAUGAGGAUCGUGGAGGCCCGAUAUGUCUUCCUUCUUCUCCUAGCAGUAUCCGCAUUUCCUUUCAUCUCAGCUGCUGAUUUCUCUCCACCCGACAAGUUCCUCCUGAAUUGCGGCGAGUCUUCUGAGGCCUUCGACACCGACAACAGAACUUGGAUUCCCGAUGUCAAAUCCAAGUUUCUGUCUUCCUCUGGGGACUCUAAGGCGUCCCCCGCUUCCACUCAGGACCCAUCUGUUCCUCAGGUCCCUUACAUGACCGCUAGAGUCUUCCGCUCCUCCUUUACUUACAGUUUCCCUGUCGCCUCCGGUCGCAAGUUUGUCCGUCUCUAUUUCUAUCCCAACUCGUACGAUGGUCUCAACGCAACCGAUGCCCUCUUUUCUGUGUCAUUUGGGCCUUACACUCUUCUCAAGAAUUUCAGUGCUUCCCAGACGGCGCAAGCUCUCACCUAUGCUUUCAUCGUCAAGGAGUAUGUGGUCAAUGUGGACGGUGGAACAUUGAACUUGACCUUCUCGCCGGCAUCCACUCCUUCGAGUGCCUAUGCCUUUGUCAAUGGGAUCGAGGUGACCUCCAUGCCUGACAUUUACAGCAGCACGGAUGGAAGUUUAGUGAUUGUGGGCUCAGCUACCUCCUUCUCUAUCGACAACGGCACUUCCCUUGAGAACGUUUAUAGGCUUAACGUGGGAGGGAAUGAUAUCUCCCCUUCUGCUGAUACGGGUCUGUAUAGAUCGUGGUAUGAUGAUCAGCCCUAUGUUUUUGCUGCGGGGCUUGGAAUCACGGAGACUGCUGACCCUAACAUGACCAUUCGGUAUCCUUCCGGCACCCCUACUUAUAUUGCCCCCGUCAAUGUUUAUGCAACCGCUAGGUCGAUGGGUCCAACGGCUGCUAUCAAUGUCAACUACAACUUGACUUGGAUUUUCAGCAUAGACUCCGGUUUUAAUUACCUUGUCAGGCUUCACUUCUGUGAGGUUUCUCCAAAUAUUACUAAAAUCAACCAGCGGGUCUUCACGAUCUUCCUCAAUAAUCAAACAGCUGACCCUGAGGCUGAUGUGGCUGGCUGGACGAAUGGGAAUGGGAUUGCGUAUCACAGGGAUUAUGUGGUGACUCCUCCGUCUGGAAAUGGACAGCAGGAUCUCUGGCUUGCUCUGCAUCCAAACACAAUUAACAAGCCGGAAUACUAUGACGCUAUUCUGAAUGGAGUGGAGAUAUUCAAAAUAAAUGAUACUAAUGGCAAUCUGGCCGGUCCUAAUCCUAUUCCUGGUCCACAGGUGACGGCAGAUCCAUCCAGAGUCUUAGACUCGCCUGCUUCUGGUCAUUCAGCCAACCGUAAGGCUGUUAUCGCAGGCGGAGUUAGUGGUGCGGUGGUUCUGGCCCUUGUCGCCGGUUUCUGUGUAAUGGCUGCUUACCGUAAACGUAAGCUUGGUGAAUACCAGCCUGCAAGCGAUGGAACAUCAGGGUGGCUUCCGCUAUCUCUGUAUGGAAACUCACACUCCUCUGGUUCAGCAAAGACUAACACAACAGGAAGUUACGCCUCCACCCUCCCAUCAAACCUCUGCCGCCACUUUUCAUUUGCUGAAAUCAAAGCCGCCACUAACAACUUUGACGAAUCCUUGGUCCUUGGGGUUGGAGGUUUUGGCAAAGUUUACAGAGGAGAAAUUGACGGUGGAACGAUGAAGGUUGCAAUCAAGCGGGGCAACCCGAUGUCUGAGCAAGGUGUACAUGAGUUCCAGACUGAAAUCGAAAUGCUUUCAAAGCUCAGACACCGACACCUUGUCUCCCUGAUUGGAUACUGUGAAGAGAACUGCGAGAUGAUCCUUGUUUACGAUUACAUGGCUCAUGGGACCUUGCGGGAACAUCUCUACAAAACCCAGAAACCUCCUCUGUCAUGGAAACAACGGCUUGAGAUAGGCAUCGGAGCAGCUCGUGGGUUACACUACCUCCACACGGGUGCCAAACACACCAUCAUCCACAGAGACGUCAAGACAACAAACAUUCUCUUGGAUGAGAAAUGGGUCGCCAAGGUUUCCGAUUUCGGGCUGUCAAAGACGGGUCCCACACUAGACCACACACAUGUUAGUACCGUUGUAAAAGGCAGUUUCGGUUAUCUUGACCCAGAGUACUUCAGGCGCCAGCAACUGACAGACAAAUCAGACGUCUACUCGUUUGGUGUUGUCCUCUUUGAAAUCCUAUGCGCGCGACCUGCCUUGAAUCCAACGCUGCCAAAGGAACAAGUGAGCUUAGCCGAGUGGGCCCCCCACUGCUACAAGAAAGGGAUGCUUGAUCAGAUAGUGGACCCUUUCCUCAAGGGAAAGAUCACGCCAGAAUGCUUCAAAAAGUUUGCAGAAACCGCGAUGAAGUGCGUUUCAGACCAGGGCAUCGAGAGGCCAUCAAUGGGAGACGUACUCUGGAACCUGGAAUUUGCAAUGCAGUUGCAAGAGAGUGUGGAGGAGAGCGGGAAGGGCGGAAUAGACAUGGAUGAGGUGAAGUACGACGAUGCUGACUGUAAAGGGAAGAAAGGAGCGGAGAAUGAGAACAAUGCAAACGGGUUUGAAGGGAAUGUGAUGGACUCAAGGAGCAGUGGGAUAGACAUUAGCAUCGGUGGUCGGAGCUUGGCCAGCGAAGAUUCGGACGGUCUGACGCCGAGUGCUGUGUUCUCGCAGAUCAUGAACCCCAAGGGACGUUGAGACGACGGUUGCUUUUGUUUAAUCUCAAUUUCUUUUGACAAUAUUGUUAUCGUUAUUUAUUUGUUUUUUGUUUACUGCGACCUGCUGCUGUGUCAUAAGCCUUGGAAUGUUGUGCUGUACUGAGUUAAGGUGUAUGUAUGUAUACCACGAGGGAGAGUGUAAAAAACAAUUGUAUUCUGCAAACACUUUGAUUGGGGAUGGAUGUACUAUUUGGCUGAUGGCA